AGCACCACCACCACCACCUUCGUCCGGGCGGUGGCUACCCUGGUCCCUCUCUGGCUGCUGCUCACACGCACGAGUCACAUACGGUACACACACACACUCACCUGUCACCUGCGGCUUCCAGUUCUCUUUUUUGUUUUUUUUUUCCCUCUUCCAUUCUGCACUGAACUGCCCUGCAUCGCCUCUUCCUCCUUCACACGUACCCAGAAGGUCCGUUGUCUCGGUGCUCCCAGUCAAACGGAAGCCUCGCCCAGCCCACCUUGAGCGGCCUUUCGUCACUGACGCACGCUGCCUCGGCACCCUACAUUGACCUCCAACGGUCGGAGAACAUCGGACCUCGACCCUCCACACGUUUCUGGCUGGUUUUCGAGUCAUACUACUGCUCCAAGUCGAUUGUUGCUGUCCCUUGAUUCAGUCCUUCAGGUCCUUCGAAUUGUUCGUCCCUACCGAAGCAGGCCGCAAGGCCUGAACCUCCUUCAACAUGUCGUGGAAGCCCACUGAGAAGCUCAUGCAAACCAUUGGUCACUAUGCCAGCUUCCCGCCCACAGGAGUCAGUCUUCGACAGAUGGUCCAGUUUGGAGAGAAGCCUUCUGCUGGAACACUCUUUCGUGCCUCACAAUUUCUCUCCGAAGAGCUUCCCGUUCGUCUCGCGCACCGUGUAGAAGAGCUGGAUAAAUUACCCGAUGGCCUCAAUGACAUGCCUUCCAUCAAAAAGGUGCGGGACUGGUAUGCUCAAUCUUUUGAGGAAAUCACGACCCUUCCGCGACCUCAGUUAGACACCGAAACCCGAGACCGCCUCCUCAAUCCUCCCAAGAAGUCCAGCAACAAACUCUCUGCCACCACGCGGAACCCCAGUCUCAAGGACCAUGGUAAUGGCAACGGCAAGAGUGGGAUGAACUCGCGUCGCUAUUUCGCCGCUCUGGACGACGGCAAAGAGUGGCCUCCCAUCCUUUCCGAGUACAACCGCAAGUUUGCUCGAACCCUGGAAAUCAUCAAGAGAAGACACGACCCUGUUGUCACUACUGUGGCUCAAGGUAUCAACGAGUGGAAGCGUAAACAACAACGAAUGCAGAUCGACUCGUCCAUCCAGUCCUUCCUCGAUCGAUUCUACAUGUCCCGCAUUGGCAUACGCAUGCUUAUUGGGCAACACAUUGCCUUGACGGAUCAGACCACCAACAGACACCCCAACUAUGUUGGCAUAAUAUGCACAAAGACCAACGUUCGGGAAUUGGCAGAAGAGGCCAUCGAAAAUGCCCGAUUCGUGUGCGAGGAUCACUACGGCCUGUUUGACGCUCCCAAGGUGCAGCUCUUCUGUCCCUCCAACCUGACUUUCAUGUACGUGCCGGGUCACUUGUCGCACAUGCUAUUCGAGACUCUCAAGAACUCCCUGCGGGCCGUCGUGGAGACACACGGGGCGGAAAAGGAAGAGUUCCCCGUGACAAAGGUGAUUGUGGCGGAGGGAAAAGAGGAUAUCACAAUCAAAAUCAGCGACGAAGGAGGUGGAAUUCCACGAUCUGCUAUUCCGCUCGUCUGGACUUACAUGUACACUACGGUCGAUACCACACCAGAGUUGGAUCCGGGUUUUAAUGCUAGUGACUUUAAGGCGCCGAUGGCUGGGUUUGGGUAUGGUUUGCCACUUUCGAGAUUGUACGCAAGGUAUUUUGGCGGGGAUCUAAAACUGAUUUCUAUGGAAGGAUAUGGGACCGACGUCUACCUCCAUCUCAAUCGACUUUCCUCGUCAGCAGAGCCUCUGCAAUAACAAUUAGCAGUCAUGAGGGACAAAGGCGGAUCCCAAGGAUUGGCGUUGAACAGGAACAACAAGCUUGAGUCUGAUGGCCCGAGGGACUCCAUCCCCGGCAUCAGCAGUGGACGCUUGGCCGCCGUGCGUUCACGAUUGAGGAGCAGGGAGGUGACGGAGAGGAAACAAGUGGGAGAUGCUGAAAGCAUGAUUAACGAGGAGCCCAAUGUGGUACAGCCGGGCGGAGCGAGUCAGUGGCUGGAAUGAAUCUGGGGGCGCACCAUGGAAAAGUCAUUGUUGAUAAGAACACCAGACAGAGAAUCCAAGUGGCUUUUGUUCGCUGACAUGGAAUGGACGUGCCCCAUCGUCUUGAUGCCUACUCGCUUGUGCGUUGGGGAUGGCCAGCCUCGUCUCGUCACCACCAGAACUAUAGUGGUGAUAGGUUUGUUAUGCUCACUCGUACACUGGAUCCAGCAAGCUUUAUUCCCACCGCGUGUCCCGUCCGCUACAUGCCACCC
Molecule: messenger RNA, 2253 nt
Organism: Cladophialophora immunda
Lineage: Eukaryota; Fungi; Ascomycota; Eurotiomycetes; Chaetothyriales; Herpotrichiellaceae
Exons: 3
Coding region: 479-1756 (425 amino acids)
Biological process (GO): regulation of glucose metabolic process; protein phosphorylation
Cellular component (GO): mitochondrion
Molecular function (GO): pyruvate dehydrogenase (acetyl-transferring) kinase activity
Source: RefSeq, a predicted model, not a curated record